Messenger RNA from Lagopus leucura (white-tailed ptarmigan), 6220 nucleotides. It is a transcript of the gene ATRN, whose product is annotated as attractin. The record is from RefSeq and is a predicted model, not a curated record. Gene Ontology annotation, cellular component: Golgi apparatus. Lineage: Eukaryota; Metazoa; Chordata; Aves; Galliformes; Phasianidae. Gene Ontology annotation, molecular function: protein binding.
AUGAGUGGUGACAAGGGCAACAAAGCUGGUGAGAGGCGGGAACGGCGCCCGCCGCGCUGUGACGUCAUCGCCCGCGGCCCGGCGGCGCCUCCCGGCUGCGCGCUCCCCCUCCCCCCGCCCCCCCUUUCCCGUCCCCGCCACCUCCUCGCGGCCCCCGUAGCGGCGGAACACCCCCCCCCCCCCCCCUUUCCCCCUCCCUCCGCACUCGCCGGCCACCGUCCCGGGGAGGAGGUGCCGCGGCGGCGGAUGGUCCGCGUCGUCCCGCCGCCCCCCGGCCGCCCCUCCUCCCGCAGUCGGCGGCGGCGGCGGCGUCGGCGGCAGAUGGCGCGGGAGCGCGGGGCGCGGCGGGGCCCGGGCUGGCGUGGAGGGAGGCCGAGACGUUUGCUUUUGGCUCUGCUCUUAUUGCUGUUACCCGCCGUGCCGGGGCUCGGGCCCGCCGCCGCCGCUGCCGCCGAAGAAAAAGAAGAGGAUGGGGGAACGGCGAAAGAAUGCGACAAACCGUGCGCUAACGGCGGGCGGUGCCAACCGGGCAGCGGGCAGUGCGAGUGUCAGCCCGGUUGGGUGGGCGAUCAGUGCCAGCAUUGCGGCGGACGCUUCAGACUCAUUGAACCUUCAGGGUACGUAACGGAUGGGCCUGGAAACUACAAAUACAAAACAAAAUGCACCUGGCUAAUUGAAGGAAGGCCAAACACAAUCCUGAGGCUUCGAUUCAAUCACUUUGCCACAGAGUGCAGUUGGGACCACUUAUAUGUGUAUGAUGGAGAUUCAAUUUAUGCUCCUUUACUGGCAGCUUUUAGUGGUCUGAUUGUUCCUGAGAAGGACAGCAAUGAAACGGUCCCAGAAGUUGUAGCUACUUCUGGAUAUGCUCUUCUGCAUUUCUUCAGUGAUGCUGCUUAUAAUUUGACAGGGUUUAACAUCACGUAUAAUUUCAAUACGUGUCCCAAUAAUUGCUCUGGCCGAGGAGAGUGCAAGCUCAACAGCAGCAGCAAUGCUCUUGAAUGUGAAUGUGCCAAAUACUGGAAGGGAGAAGCUUGUGAUAUUCCCUACUGCACAGAUGACUGUGGGGCACCAGAGAGGGGAUUUUGCAACUUCAAUGAUACUAAAGCAUGUGUUUGCUCUGCAGGCUGGCAAGGUCCUGGCUGUUCAAUUCCCGUUCCUGCAAAUCGGUCGUUUUGGACCCGUGAGGAAUAUUCUCUUCCAAAACUUCCUAGAGCAUCUCACAAAACCGUCAUCCACGACAAUAAAAUGUGGAUUGUUGGAGGCUACGUCUUCAAUCAUUCUGACACUCAGAAGGUUUUAGCGUAUGAUCUUAUUUCUGAAGAGUGGCUUCCACUGAACAGCACUGUGAACUCAGUAGAGAUGAGAUACGGUCAUUCACUGGCACUACAUAAGGAUGACAUAUACAUGUAUGGUGGAAAAAUAGAUGCCACGGGGAAUGUGAGCAGCCAGCUGUGGGUGUUUAACAUUCCCAGCCAGUCCUGGACUCAGGCAGCACCAAAAGCCAAGGAGCAGUACGCUGUGGUUGGCCAUUCAGCACACAUUGUCACCUUGGAGGAUGAGAGCGUGGUCAUGCUUGUCAUCUUUGGGCACUGUCCCCUUUAUGGGUACAUCAGCAACGUCCAGGAGUACAACUUAGCCACAAACACGUGGAGCAUCUUACAGACAAGUGGAGCUUUGGUACAGGGAGGGUAUGGUCACAGUAGUGUUUAUGAUCCACAUACAAGAUCCAUUUAUAUCCACGGAGGUUACAAGGCAUUCAGUGCCAACAAAUACAGGUUAGCAGAUGACCUGUACAGAUAUGAAGUUGAUUCCCGGAUGUGGACGAUUCUUAAAGACAGCAGAUUUUUCCGCUAUUUGCACACAGCCGUGAUAAUGAGUGGAACCAUGCUGGUGUUUGGAGGGAACACGCACAACGACACCUCCAUGAGCCACGGUGCUAAGUGCUUUUCUUCCGAUUUUAUGGCCUACGAUAUCGCCUGCAACAAGUGGUCCGUUCUUCCUCGCCCGGGUCUCCAUCAUGAUGUGAACAGGUUUGGACAUUCUGCAGUGCUGUACAACAGCACCAUGUAUAUAUUCGGAGGCUUCAACAGCCUCCUGCUGAGUGACAUCCUGAAGUACACCCCAGAGAGAUGUGAGGCCUUCACUAACGAGACCUCCUGCACGCAAGCAGGACCUGGUGUGCGCUGUGUGUGGGCUCCUGCCCGGCCUGGCUGCGUGCCCUGGGAAAUGGCCACAGUGCAGCAACAGCAAAAGGUCCUUGAGGAUUGUCCUGCCAAGUCAGUUGUAGACAAUGAAAAAUGUGAUCAGAUUACAGACUGCUAUAGCUGUACAGCAAACACAAACAACUGUCAGUGGUGCACCGACCAGUGUAUCUCAAUGCAUAACAACUGCACGGAGGAACAGGUUCCCAUUACUGCUUAUGAGAAUUGUCCUAAGGAUAACCCUGCCUAUUACUGUAACAAAAGGACAAGCUGUAAAAGCUGUGCCAUGGAUCAGAAUUGUCAGUGGGAACCAAGGAAUCAGGAGUGCAUUGCUUUACCAGAAAAUAUCUGUGGAACAAACUGGCAUUUGGUCAGCAACUCUUGCCUGAAAAUUACAAAUGCAAAGGAGAACUACGAUCACGCCAAGCUGUCCUGCAGGUCCAGUGGAGCUUCAUUGGCUUCUCUGACCACCCAGAAAAAGGUGGAAUUUGUUCUGAAGGAGCUGCAGAAGAUGCAGUCUUCGUCCAAAGCAUUGACUCCGUGGGUUGGCCUGAGGAAGAUCAACGUGUCGUAUUGGUGCUGGGAGGACAUGUCACCCUUCACCAACACCCUGCUCCAGUGGCUCCCCGAUGAACCCAGCGAUGCUGGAUUUUGUGGUUAUCUAGCUGAGCCUUCCAGCCAGGGACUGAAGGCAGCAACGUGCAUCAAUGAAGUCAAUGGCAGUGUCUGCGAAAGGGCAGCCAACCACAGCGCCAAGCAGUGCCGCACGCCCUGCGCCCUGCGCACCAUGUGUGGUGAGUGCACGAGUGGCAGCUCUGAGUGCAUGUGGUGCAGCAACAUGAAGCAGUGUGUGGACUCCAACGCCUACGUGGCCUCCUUCCCCUACGGGCAGUGCAUGGAGUGGUACACCAUGAGCAGCUGUCCACCUGAAAACUGCUCAGGCUACUGCACGUGCUCUCAUUGCCUGGAGCAGCCUGGCUGUGGAUGGUGCACGGAUCCCAGCAACACUGGCAAGGGGAAAUGCAUUGAUGGCUCCUACCGAGGUGCACUCAAGAUGCCAACCCCAUCUGCAACAGGAAAACAAAGCUUGGAGCCUGUCCUUAAUGUCAGCAUGUGUGCUGGAGAGCACAGUUAUAACUGGUCCUUUAUCCAGUGUCCAGCCUGCCAGUGCAAUGGGCACAGUAAGUGCAUAAAUGAAAGCAUCUGUGAGAAGUGUGAAAAUCUGACAACUGGCAAACACUGUGAAACUUGUAUCUCUGGCUACUAUGGUGAUCCUACUAAUGGAGGAACAUGCCAGCCUUGCAAGUGCAACGGCCAUGCCUCCGUCUGCAACACCAACACGGGGAAGUGUUUCUGCACCACCAAGGGAAUCAAAGGAGAUGAGUGUCAACUGUGCGAAGUAGAAAACCGCUAUCAGGGAAAUCCACUUAAAGGAACGUGUUACUAUACUCUUCUCAUUGACUACCAGUUCACCUUUAGCCUUUCUCAAGAGGACGAUCGCUAUUACACAGCAAUCAACUUUGUAGCAACACCUGAAGAGCAAAACAGAGACCUGGAUAUGUUUAUCAACGCAUCGAAAAACUUCAACCUCAAUAUUACUUGGGCAACAAGCUUUGCAGCUGGCACGCAGGCUGGGGAGGAGAUUCCUGUUGUUUCAAGAACAAAUAUAAAGGAAUACAAGGACAGCUUCUCCAACGAGAAGUUUGAUUUCCGCAACAAUCCAAACAUCACCUUCUUUGUCUACGUCAGCAACUUCACCUGGCCAAUAAAAAUACAGAUUGCAUUCUCACAACACAGCAACUUUAUGGACCUGGUACAGUUCUUUGUGACGUUUUUCAGUUGUUUCCUGUCUCUGCUCCUGGUGGCAGCUGUGGUCUGGAAGAUUAAGCAGAGUUGCUGGGCAUCGCGAAGAAGAGAGCAACUACUCCGUGAGAUGCAACAGAUGGCAAGUCGCCCCUUCGCCUCCAUCAACGUUGCCUUAGAAACAGAUGAAGAGCCGCCAGAUCUCAUUGGGGGAAGCAUAAAGACUGUGCCGAAGCCGAUAGCGCUGGAGCCGUGCUUUGGUAACAAAGCAGCUGUUCUCUCUGUAUUUGUGAGGUUGCCUCGAGGGGUUGGGGGUAUCCCACCACCAGGACAGUCAGGUCUUGCUGUGGCCAGUGCACUGGUGGACAUUUCACAACAGAUGCCAAUUGCCUACAAAGAGAAAUCGGGUGCAAUACGAAAUCGGAAACAGCAGCCCCCUGCACAGCCAGGAACCUGUAUUUGAUGCAUGGACAUCAGAAACUCUAUAGGGUUUUAAUCAAAAUGGUAACGUACCACCGAGGAGGAGGAGGAGGAAGAUUCUCAAGUUGUGUGUCACAAGAGACUAGAAGCACUCAGAAAAACACAGCUUCCUUGAACCCAACCUUUUCUCUCAUCUACGUGAUAGUUGGCUUUAUUUGGCAACUGCUCCACUUAAGUUUUACUGACACGUGGCUUCAGAUUGCGCCUUUGUUUUCUUCAAGUUUAAAGUAAAAUAAUUUUCUUGCAGGUCCAGUAACAUCCAGUCGCCACCAUUCAUGGUCAGUGUAAAUAGAACAGUAGUCCUAUGAAUGACACUCAGGUUUAUACAUGGAAAGUGCUUUGUAGUUCAUGUAUUUAUCAAACUGUACAAAAGAAGAAAAAAAAAGAUGCAGUGUUUACAGGUGUCAGCUCUCAACACAUAAACACUACUAUUAAUCUUCAAAGCAUCUUCAUCCUUUUUUUUUUUUUCUUUUAAUUCCCACAUUAUUUAAGUGGAACUCUCUUCCAGAUACAGUUUUUGUCACCUUGAUCCACAACAUCAGGAAGGGGAAAGCUAGAGUGGCUCAAAGGGUGAGUUUGUGUGUUGCUCAGACUGCUUGUUACACCUGGAGAAGUGCAACGUCGCUGCUGAAGGACUCAGUGUUUACAUAGUCUUAACCUACUUGGAGUUCACCACACACAAGUGCCUAGACUUGAACAGAUCUAGGGAGCGAGGAGACUACUACACAGUUGUUUUUAACAUAAUUAUAUUCCUUUUCAAUAUAUAUAUGUGUACACACACGUACAUAUAUAUGUGUAGUCACCCAAGACAACCUGUGUUCUUUAUAUCACAUGUGGUCAGGGGAAAAUGGCAUUUUCCUGACCAGCAAACUACUCUGCCAGAUGCAAAUAUCUGGAGGGAAAGCAGUGUUUCAAUAUCUCAUAGGAAAACGCCUGGUUUCACUAGUGCUUUUAAUAGAAGCACUUUGUGUUCUGGGUCAGAUAUGUUACAUUUCUUUGGCCUCUUCCCCUCUUCCUUCCCUUGGGCCAUUUUUAUGGGUAUGAGCUGAGCUGUGCUGGUGCACAAAAGCACCACUCCUCAGCUGUAAGACUUUGUCCCAGCUCCUCAGUGGGUGUAAAGAGCAGCACUGCACUGGCCAGAUGCUUGAAGAUGAAGAAUUCAAAUAAUAAUAAUAAUUAAACAAAGGCAGAGCAUCUUCAUGGGCCACGUUUGAAUUUUCUGUGAUUUCUGUGAUUAAUUCUGGAUGUUCCCCAUUCAGGUCGAGCUGCUGUAGGUGUUGAAGAAGUUGGCUUGUUGGUGAUAGGAAGAGGCUUGCAAAGAGCAAAAAGAAGGUUUGGCUUUUGGAGGACGUAUCAAACCAUCCCAUGGUGUUUAAAAUAAACUAGUUGGGAUCUUGGCUUGAGGCUCCAGUUUGGGCUGUGCCCAUCAAUCUCCACACUGCCACGUGAGAUCCCCUCUGCUUCUGCUCAUUGUAGGGAAUGCUGUGCCAAGACCACGAGAAGUUGGGAUAGUGAAACCAAUGGGAAGAUGUUGCAGUGCCAAAUGAGGUGUUAGUCGAUCAUUUGAAGCGUGGUUCCAUUCAGGUUGCUGGUUUCUGGUGAGGACAUCAGGUGGUUAUGGGAAAGGAGAAGUGACAAAUCUGGGGGGGGGGCAAAAGGAAGAGCUAUCAAAUCUUUUCUCCAAAACAAAAACCAGUACCUGCAUCUUUUUUUUUUUUUUUUGCAUACGUUUUGGU